AUGGAAUAUAACUGCAAUGCUAAAGAUGGAGCAUUUCAAACCGGCUAUCAAGAAAUAGAGGGGAUCAACAUGGGGUUCUUGAGAAUCAACGGGAGGCAGAUGUUCGCUCUGGCGCAGGUUUUCAGUGACUUGUUUAAGGAUAUUCCCAGGACUACAGUCAACAAAAGAAUGGAGGUUUUAAACAUUCGUAGCCGGCGCUGUGACAUUCAAGAGCUCCGGACCCUAAAGGCCAUUCAUUCAGUCCCGGUGCGAGCUGUGAAAUGCUCCCUGAUUACCAAAGAAGACCUGGAGGCUUUGUGCGUAGCCUGCCAGUCCCUGAGCCCAAAGAAAAGGAGAAAGAAAAGAAAAUGCAAAAAAACGGAGACGGAAAACGACAUUUCGCCGGACGCGCUUUGUACCAGGAUUUGCAAAAAAAAACAUAGUGUUGCCAAGACGCUGCUUGCCAAAGACACUGCUGGGCUGACUGUCGCCGGAGCCGCACAGCGAGCACGGCGGCUGCUGCAAGUGCCCCACUCGAAACCAGCUCAAAAUUUCUCCAAAUCUAAAAACACCAGGAGCAGUCUGCUGCUGGGACCCGUUAGGAAAGACCUCCGAAACUAUGAAAAAGUCGCUAAAGGACGAAACUGUUACAGUUUGAAAGGGGUAAAUGGGAUUCUUCCACAAGCCUUUGUGGGCACCUACCCGAAUAAGACGCUCCACUCCGCCAUUGCAACAAACGACUGUAGCAAGACCAGCCUUCCGCUGUGCUUAAAGGGGAAAGACCCAUGUUACAGCCGCUAUGAGGAGUACUCAAACGGGUGUGUGAAAAAACACAAUUCGCCAGCGCUGCUGGUGGGCAAUAAAACCUUGAAUUUUGCAUCAAAGAAAGGGAACAUCGGCGCUGUGAGUGCGGGUGGGUUAAAGAAAGCGCACUGCACUCAGGGUACAUCUGCGGGAUAUUCCAGCGAUUCCGAGUCCAGUUUAGAUUUUGAAAAGGAUUCCGAUUUCGGCUCCAGCUUCCAGUCUACCUCCACGGACUCUUCAGACGAAGACGGGAGAUCCGCCCUGUCGUCCAGCAGCGAGGAGGGCAGCUCGUCCGAAUCCGACUCGAGCUCGGUCUGCAGCGGGGACUCUGUGCAGAGCACCCGCUAUCGACAAGCCGCCUUGCCGACCCCCAUCUCCAGGUUUCCGCUUCCCUCUGGCAGGGACGCAGCACGGUUGCCGGAAGAGGCUGCGGUUGCAACUUGCAAGAUCCCUGCAAAGAGGUUCACAUCCACUGAACCCCCCCUAAAAAUAAAAACCGAGCCCCUUUGCCUUGACCCUGGCUUUCUUUUACUAGAGCAGCACGGGCGGCGUUGGGCCACUCACACCCCCACUGCCACCACGCUCAAACCCCCUGCCUUUAAUUGUUUGAAGGAAACAAUAAAAACCGAACCAAGCUGGGCUGUUACGACUGGAUCGUGUUUAACAGCAGAAACUGAAAAAAUACGAGAGCAUGCGACAGCGUUCAUUGGUGACCGUGCAAAACAAGGGGGCCUACAGCGUCGCCCUCAGCGGCUCAUAGAAUCUCCACAACAAAAGGCCCCUUCUUUAGAUCCCGAGGGAGGCUUUGAGGCUGCUCUUCCACCUCUCAAAAAGGGGAACUAUUUGCACAAAGGUGCACCAGACAAUGUGACCUCGUUAAGCAUCGGUGACCAAGCAGAGAGCCAAAUUAAAGACUUAUCCUCGGAAUCUGCUUUCCAGAACGCAGCUUCGUGCAGCAGCGGGGCCCCCAUUCAAACGGCUGUCCAAAACUUCACGGGAACUGACCGCAUUUGCAUUGUCGCUGAUCCCGUGGGGGACAUCAAAGAGCAACGCAAGGAUAAGUUCGAGAGGCUUAUUAGGACGUCUAAAUUGUGGUGCUACGCCAAAGGGUUUAAUUUCGACGGCAAUAACGUGGGUUACGCAACAGCCGCUGCUUAUGAAGCCGCUGCAAGGCUUUUCAAGAGGAUUGGAACGAUCCCUGCUCGUUCUGGUUCUAGAACUGAGAGCUCCGUCUGGAAUACCGUAUGGAAACAGCAUGAGGGAGAUGCCUGCUAUGGGAUUGUCCAAGUCCCCACCGGACCUUGGUUUUGCCGGAAAUGUGAAUCCCAGGAGAGAGCUGCCAGGGUGAGAUGUGAGCUGUGCCCUCACAAAGAUGGCGCUCUGAAGAGGACAGAUAAUGGAGGUUGGGCCCACGUUGUUUGUGCCCUUUACAUCCCCGAGGUCCAGUUUGCCAACGUGCUCACCAUGGAGCCCAUAGUCCUCCAGUACGUCCCCCACGAUCGCUAUAACAAGACAUGCUACAUCUGUGAGGACCACGGUCGAGAGAGCAGGGCUGCGUCGGGGGCCUGCAUGACGUGUAACCGGCAGGGCUGUCGACAAGCCUUCCACGUCACGUGUGCGCAGAUGGCUGGCUUGCUCUGCGAGGAGGAGGGCCUAGAAGCUGACAACGUCAAAUACUGUGGCUACUGCAAAUACCACUAUAAUAAAAUGAAGAAGCCCCGCCCGGUGGGGGGGGGCAGUGGUCCUGGAGGGGGUUCGUUUUGCCACACAAGGAGGAGCACCCCCGCCUCCCCGCCCCAGGAGAAGCACAGCUCCCACCAGGACAAGCCCAGAAAGAACCACAAGGACAAGGCCCGGCAGAAGGAGAAGCACAAGAAACUGCCAGAUGGUCUGACCACCCUGGUACCUCCCGUGUCCAGCAGCACUGACAAGGUCGCCUCCAGCCACCAUGUGAGCCCCAAGGAGAGUGCGGAGGUCAGCAGGUCAGAGGUCAAGGGGAAGAAGACUCUGAGUAAUGCCAUUGGGCACCACGGCAGGAAGCUGGGCAGUAGGAGGAGCUCCUCCAGUCCGUUCCAGCAAGGGACCUCCGUGCAGCAGGAAUAUCUGCACUUCUCAUCCAAACUAGAACAGCACAGGGACGAGGAGGAGGAGGAGGAAGAGAAAGAGAAGAGGUACCUGAAACCUCCACUCCUGCCUGCGCAACCCGCUUUCCCUCCACCCCCACCCCUCACUCCUCCCUCCCCAUCACCCGAGUCGCCACGGGGCUCCCCCCCCUACGAGUCCCAGCCGGGGGGCAACAGCUUCGAACCCAAGGUCACCAUCUCCACCUUCGGCUCCAUCAUGCGCUUCACCACCUCGUCAGGCCCUCCGCGGCCCAGCGACGCCCCCCAGGGGGAUUGCAAUAGGCAGCCCCCCAAAGAGGGCCCCCGGGAGCCUGCCGUGAAGGAGAAGAAGCACCGGGGCAAUAAGAGGAGCAAGCACGGCCCCGGCCGGCCCCGGGGCAGCAAGAACAAGGACAGCGGCCCCCCUCUCUCAAGCUCAUCAGGCCUGGGGCCCCCUCCCAUCCCCAGGAUGGCCCUGUCCAGCAGCAGCUUCCCCAGCUCCUGCCGCUCCUACAGCCUCAGCACUGACUGCCCCCUGCUGGGCUCCGGAAUCUACACGAGUAACAAGGACCCCAUCUCCCUGGGUGGCGGGGGCUUGGGGGCAGUCUGCAGCACCCCACUGUCCUCCAGCCUCCUGGGCCACCAGGGGGUGCCGUCCCUGCCCCAGCUCAGCCGCUCCUCUCUGCCAGGCACCAUCUCCACCCCCACCACGGCCUCCGCCACACAGGUGUUCUCUUUACCUGGCUCCUCCUACAGCCUCACUUCCGCCCACAUCUUUGGAAGUUCAUCAGCCUCCGGUCCGUCCAUCAACCAGCUCAUCAGCCAAUCAGAAAACAGCCUGCCAGAGCUUGAUUUGGAGGACUGUCGCUUCCCCUGUAGAGACAGAUCCCCGCAGGACAGCUCCUCCUCACUGUCUCCGAUGAGCAGUCUUCCCCUCCUGUUUGAUCAGCGGGAGAGGGGAGGGUGUCGGGGGAAUGCCCCUGCCACCACCUCCCAAAUCGACCAGCUUCUGCACAAGCACAGCAGCGGGCAGACGGAUGUCAACAUUGUGGAGAUGCUCAAGUCCCUGCACUCCUUGCAGCAGGAGAACCAGCGGCUGCAAGACCAGAUUAUCAACCUGACCGCCAAGAAGGAGAGUCUGCAGGUCCUGAAUGUGCAGCUGGCUGUUCCCUUCCCUCCCGUGCCCUCCAGCCUGCCCCUCCUGCCCCCCUCCUCCUCCUCCUCACAGCUGCACUACCACCCUGCACGCAGUGUCUGCAGCCCAGACCCCUUCAACAUCAGUAAAAGCGCCCCCAGCAAGACCAGUUUCCUGAUGGAGAACUCCCUGUCUGGCUCCUCUGAGGACCAGCAUUCUGGCUGCCCCAGUCGCAGUAGCUCCUCCCUCUCUUUCCAAAGCACCCCGCCCCCUCAUCAGAGCCCCGCCUCCCUGUCGCAGCCAUUGGUCAACGGCCUGGCGAGGGGGAUCAGUGGGGCAUUGGGGGGAGGGGAUCAGUUAGCUAGCCCCGCCCUGCCCAUGGUGGGUGGACUGAUGAGGAACCUGAGCAGCAGCCCACAGAUGCCCAUGAAUGGGAUUAUGGGAAAUCUGAGUGGGGUCAUCCAGACGCCAGCCACAGCAGCGCCACAGACCCACAGCCUGGCACAGCAGAACAUGCAGCUGGCCAACAACCUUAACAGUAUCACAGACCAGGAGAGGCAGUUCCUCCUCCAGCAGCAGCAGCUGCACCAGCUCCUCACCUCCCAGCACUUCACGCCGAUGCUACAGCAGCAGCAGCGUCAGCGGGAGAUCCAGAGACUGCACCUGCCCUCCAGCCCCGGCGCGAUGAUGUCAUCCCCAGCCCCGCCCCCCCUCCUGACAGGAAACUCCCCGCUCGUGACGUCAUUGCCCACCCUCCUCCCCCCCGGCAAGAGCCUGCUGACCCCAGCGAUGGCCUCGCCCGUGCUCAGUGGCCAGGGAAACCCCUUCCUGGGCCUGCAGCAAGAUGGGAGCAUGCAGAAAAGCGGGAGAGGGGAUGACAAAGGAGGGCCACUGAACCAGGAGAAAAGCUGACACUGGUGCCUAGAGGUCAAGAGGUCGUAGGCCAAGGGUGAAAGUUUACAGCAGCAGGUCUUGGAGACCUGUCAGUUUGAAGUCUGUACUUCCUACAGUAUGUCCAGUUAUGCUGGAACUGCUCCAGACCAGUGGGGUUAAAUCCUGUUGGUUGCAGCGCACCCUCAGAGGGGUCAAAAUGGGAGUUUGUGAUGAUAUGAUAUUCUGGUGUGGGUAACUGUAGACAGAUAAUAAAAAGCAAAGCGAGACUUCCAAGUACUCUGCAUGAAUUCAGUAGGGCUGCAACUCUGGGUUUAAAUGUUUUUUUUUUUUCUGUUCUUGUAAUUUUAAUCUGGAAUACGCAAAGCCUUAAAUACAGUAAAUCCGUGACUUACAGAACUUUUAUUUUUUUUGAUUGAUUCAUUUAAACAAGAAAUUUGAUGACAGCCACGGACGUAAAUACAAAGUUAGAUAAUCUGCAAAAAAUGUAAGUGUGACAGACAGACAGCUGCCUCUUUAUAACUUUCCAUGUGCGCCCCAGAGCUUGUGCUAGAAGGUCCGUAGACAGUUUAACCAGUACUGGACAAGCUGCUGUAGAUAUACCAACACCAAACCCCUUCACCUGGCGACAUGCAGCUGCACUGGGGAUAAUCACAUUUAAAACCCUCAGAACUUCAUUUAAAUACCUCCGUAGCUUUGUGAAUAGGGGGAGCAGAGAGUUUGAUCUGACUCUGACCUCUGACAGUUUGAAUCCAGCACCUUUUCUAGAGCAUUGAAUGCAUUCAGGUUUUGGGGGGUGGGGGGGAGUCAUUUGUCUUGAAUUAGCACUUGUUUUAGACUGUCGCCACCAAUCGACGUCAGUUCACGAAAUGUUCGGCAUGUGAAUGCGGUGUUGGAUUUGCAUUUCAAUUACAGAGAGCCCAGUUGUUGCUCUUGUGUAUUUUGACCUCCAGUGCAGCCUAGCACAGCAGUCAAGUCGUUUUACUUGACUGCCAUUGCCACACACGUUCACUUUUAAAUACAAAUUUUCACUUCUAAGUACAAAUCGAAGCACCUUAAAUGCAUUGCUUCUCAAGAAGUGUUGUGUGCACCGAUGAGGGGAAGUUACUGCAUCAGUUUAAAUGGGUACAGUGUAGGGCUUCUCCAUGCUUCCUUAAAUCAUGAACUGAUCUAGGAGGAGGCUGAAUUGGGUCAGUUUAUUAGUUUUGGGUCCUGAUCAUGACAGACCUGUGAUUAAGGGGUUUAAGGGUUAUUAAAGCCUGUGUAGGAGAAUAUUUGUA
Polyodon spathula (Mississippi paddlefish) is the source of this 6191-nucleotide messenger RNA. Its product is annotated as protein AF-17-like. Lineage: Eukaryota; Metazoa; Chordata; Actinopteri; Acipenseriformes; Polyodontidae. The transcript is spliced from 21 exons. Gene Ontology annotation, biological process: regulation of transcription by RNA polymerase II. The coding region runs from base 1 to 4932 and encodes 1643 amino acids. Gene Ontology annotation, cellular component: nucleus. The record is from RefSeq and is a predicted model, not a curated record. Gene Ontology annotation, molecular function: nucleosome binding; histone binding.